UUUUAUUGUAAAGAUUAAAGAAAUAAAUAAACAAACACAUUAAAAAAGCUGAAAAUACAAGAUUUUUCUGUGAUUAAAGUAAAACUAUAAAAACAAACCCAAACAAAAAGAAUAAUUAAUAAAAAAUCGUAAAAAUGGAACCGCAACGUUUCGAUGGCAUGUUGAUGGAGAUUCUGCAAGACCGCAAAACUAUUGCCGGCUUCUUAGAUGCAAUAUUCGGCUUCUUGUCCAGGAAUACAGAUUUUUACUAUGAACAAAAAAACAAAGAUGAUAAAAUGGGAUUUCCUCCUGGAAUGAAAGAACAAAUUGUCAUGAAAGUUUUACAAAAAUUCGAUCCUAAAUAUCGAUAUGUUACUGAUACCAUGGAAGUUUCACCAGCUAUUCAAGAAAUUGAAGUCACAACUGAAGAAGACACAAUGCAAACAGAUCAAGAAGUCGAGGAAAUCAGUGGAAGCAAACCAGAACCAUCAGAAAAGAUUGUAACUGAAAAAGACUUCUUCGCAUCAAAUGAAUUUCAUAAUGGAGCUUGUUUUGAUUCUUAUUGCUGGUCACAAACUUCUACUGAAAUUGAAUUGCACAUUCGUUUGCCUGAAAAUACAAAAACUUCCAAACAAAUAGGCAUUCAAAUUGAAGCUAAUCAUAUUAAAGUUAUUUCGAAACUAAAUUCACAAUCAGCUCCAAUUUUUGAUGGGAUAUUGAGUGCCAAGUGUAAACACAAUGACGCUUUAUGGACAAUUUCAGAGGGGAAGUUACAAAUCACUUUAGAUAAGAUGAAAGAAGCUUGGUGGGAUCGUUUAGUGGACACUGAAUCGGCCAUAGAUGUUAGUAAAAUUGAUAGCACCAAAUAUAUUGAUGAACUACCACCAGAUUCGCAGGCAGCCAUAGAAAAAUUUCGUUGGGAACAACAACAAAAAGAAGCUGGAAUUCCCACAGAAACGGAAAGAACUAAUUUGGCAAGAUUGCGUGAGGCAUGGGACGCCGAAGGAUCACCGUUCAAAGGACAACCAUUUGAUCCAUCUAUGGUCAAGUUCAAUUAGAACUUAAAUAGUAUUCCCUCUGUUUUUUUAUAAAGCAUAAUUCUAUUUAAAAUAAAAACCAGCUGAGACUUUC
Messenger RNA from Eupeodes corollae, 1110 nucleotides. RefSeq names its product nudC domain-containing protein 3. Gene Ontology annotation, biological process: protein folding. NCBI's taxonomy places the organism in Eukaryota, Metazoa, Arthropoda, Insecta, Diptera, Syrphidae. The record is from RefSeq and is a predicted model, not a curated record. The transcript is spliced from 4 exons. Bases 135 to 1037 code for a protein of 300 amino acids. Gene Ontology annotation, cellular component: cytoplasm.